Molecule: messenger RNA, 3142 nt
Organism: Epinephelus lanceolatus (giant grouper)
Lineage: Eukaryota; Metazoa; Chordata; Actinopteri; Perciformes; Serranidae
Gene: fam114a2
Product: family with sequence similarity 114 member A2
Source: RefSeq, a predicted model, not a curated record
UUGGACCUGCUAAGUGAAAACAAUAUGUGACGUGGCUAACCCUGUGGACAAAAAGAACAAGUAAACCUAAAGCAUUAAAUUGUUUACUGGAAAACUAAAAGGAGCUUAACACUUAGGAAAACACGGGCAGUCCGAAAUAAAGAAGACAAACCUUUCGUGUUGGUGAGUUUGGCGAGGAAACUGUUAGCAGGCUAGGGUAACGUUAACUGCUAGCAUCAAGACUUUGACAGGAGAAAGGCAUGAACUAAGACAUCAAGAUGUCAGACAGCGAAGCUACAGCAGCAGAGGGUCCAGAGGUGGAACCAGAGUUUCAGGAUGCCUGUCCUGCAGAAACACCCGACAGCUCCUCAGCGAGCACACCUGACAAUUCGACUGACGUGGCUCCCACAAGGAAAGCCAGGAGGAGACCAGACGUCAAACUUGCAGAUGAAGUUGAGGAGGCGCCGAAAGUAGAGGAGCAGCCAGCAAAGUCACCAGCACCGAGUGAGUCCACCGUGUCUCAGGGUGGUUGGGGAUACUGGGGCAGCUGGGGCAAAUCCAUCUUAUCCACAGCAACAGCUACUGUGGCCACUGUGGGCCAAGGGCUCACUCAGGUGAUAGAGAAGGCAGAGACGUCACUAGGAAUCCCCAGUCCAACCGAACUCUCUGCGCAAGUUGAGGAAGAGCAGAAGGAGCGAAGUGAAUCCAUCAGUGAGUCAGACAAAGCGGCCAGAGAUGGAUCAGCAGCGGCGGUGGGAAGUGCAAUGGGAAUGCUGACAUCGCUCACGAGUGUCGUCCAGAGCACAGGGAAAACGGUGAUUACGGGCGGCCUAGAUGCUCUGGAGUUCAUUGGGAAGAAGACGAUGGAUGUGAUAGCAGAAGGCGAUCCAGGCUUUAAGAAGACCAAAGGACUGAUGAUCAGGAACUCCACUUUGUCUCAGGUGUUGAGGGAGGCGAAGGAGCGAGAGGAGCUGCAAACGGCAGAAACAGAGUCUUCAGACUCCGAGAAGAAGGUGGUGGCUCACUACGGGAUGCUGUUUGAUGAAUUUCAGGGUCUGUCGCACCUCGAGGCGCUGGAGAUUCUGUCUCGAGAGAGUGAGUCUAAGGUGAAGUCAGUGCUGACCACUCUAUCAGGAGACGAGCUGGUUCAGCUCAGACAGGAGUUGGAUCUCAUUAAGGACGCUUUCUCUCUUGUGGAGUUUGAUGAUGAGGAAGUUGAUGAGAAGAAAGAUGAAGACGGCUCAGAGUUUGAGAAGGAGUUAACGGAGGCUCUGGAGGGGCUCAGUGUCAGCGCCACAGCUGACAAACUCAGCAAGGCCUGUAAGAACACCUGCAGCCAGAUCACUGACAUGUCCAAACCAGAGCAGGAAGAGGAAGAGAGUGAGGACGCUGUAAAGAAAACAGUCUCUGUAGAGGAUGUUCAUGCUGCAGCCAUCAGGAGUCUGGCAGAGCUGACGGCACGAUCCAUUGAGCUUUUCCACAAACUGGCUGAGAUGAUCCUGUUCUCCAACGGCAGCACGGAGGCCAGCGCCCUGUCACAGUUAACGGUUGUCCUGUGUAAGGAAAUCUCACUGCUUUCCAAGAAGUUCACCUCCUGCUUAACAACAGCAGGGUCAAACGAGAAGGGGGAUGUCCUCAACCCGCUGAUAACAGGAGUCUUUUUAGAGGCGUCCAACAGUGCAUCUUACAUCCAAGAUGCUUUCCAGCUGCUGAUGCCCAUACUGGAGAUCUCCCACAUUCAGAGGAAAGCUGAAUCCACAGAGCAGUGACCAACUGACGUCAGCUCUGUUCUCCAUCGCUGCCAUGACGCUGGGACUGUGUCACAGCAGAGAACUGACACAUCUAUAGAACUUGUUUGUUGAAAAAUCAUCUACGUCAGCUCUUACUACGUCUGUUUACAGCUCAGGACAAAAAUCAGUUUCAAGUGUGUUUUUGUCAAACAGUGUUAACCUUUUUUUUUUUUUUGAUUAGCUGGUUUAAUUGUAAAGCACAGUAGAUGGACUCAUUGCAGUGUGGAGGAGGUCUGGAUCUACCAGCUGAGGGAAACAAAUGCUUUUCUGUUAAACGGAGCAACUUAUUGUUCUUCCUUGUACACUGACAUGUACACUAUUUCUUUCUGACAGCACUAUAUUAAAAGAUAUAAAUUACACCUCAGAGAACACUUAAAUAAAGACAUAGGAUGGGAACUCCAGUGGUAGUUUGUUAAAAAGAAAGGUGUGUCUCAUAAUAAAUAGUAAGAUAUAUAGAUAAUGUAUUUUUCUCAUUACUGCACAGAGAAUAGUUUGGACUUUAUUUUCUAUGCAUAUCUCUCUAAAGCUCUGGUUCCUGGAACAGUCGGAGCCGAGUUUUUUUGUGACCAACUGCUAUAAUUAGUUUACAGUAUUGUAGCUCUAAUGAUGCCUGUUUGUUUAAUAACAUGCUUGCAAUUUGACUCUGUAGCUUUAUUGUAUACAACAAUAUCAGCUUUAAUUCAGUAUUUUCUGUCACUUGCAAAAUACAAGGCAUCCUUAUAUGUUUCAGUAGCUGCCAUGGAUGUGUAAAGAGGCUGAUGGCUCCACAUACUCAACUCCCUGGUUGGCUUUAUUUUGCUCUUCAGCCAUCCCCACAAUUGAGGACUUAAGAUUUUAGUUGGAUUUGAGUCAAACAACUAAUUACUGUUUCACUGCUGAGACUCAAGUGUCAGGUUUUGACCUGGUGGAAUUGUAGAAGGAAAAUAAAUUAAUGAGACUGUAACAGGCAGGAUUUGUUUGGCCACACAGCAUCUAUUUUUUAUAAUUAGGCCUAAAUGACUUGCAGCAGUCUCACAGUCCCUGAUGUGUCUCUCUGUUUUCUCUCUGUUGACCACUCUUGGAAAUAAUCACACGUGCUGUAAGAGAAAUAUGCAUCAACACUAUUACAAGAUUCCUCUUUAUUGUCAUUAAAGUCAUUAUUCAUGGAACUUCAACGUAACUUCAGGUGUUUAUGCAUCAACAGAGGAGCUUCUAUCUGCCAUGACAGUUGUGAUUGUCUUUGAGCCAAUGGCCUUCAGUUUUAUGAUGCUGAAGCGCUGACAGCUGUGUGUUGUGGGCAUGUGAAGUGAUAUAUUUUCGAGCAAUAUACUGUACUCUAUCAGAUGUUUGAGGUGGUUUUCAAAUAAAGACGCUUUCAUACAGGCGCAAUCUGG